Messenger RNA from Guillardia theta CCMP2712, 642 nucleotides. RefSeq lists its product as hypothetical. The record is from RefSeq and is a predicted model, not a curated record. The coding region runs from base 1 to 642 and encodes 213 amino acids. NCBI's taxonomy places the organism in Eukaryota, Cryptophyceae, Pyrenomonadales, Geminigeraceae. The transcript is spliced from 7 exons.
AUGGUGACCAUUUCGGAUUAUGGCUCCUUGCCCGAGGCAGGUGGAAGGUUUGUUUCAAGAUCUCGCCGUGCUGCCACUGUAAGGUUCAUCGUCUCGGCGAGUGCGAUCUUGGGCACUUUGGCUGUGGUUACAAUUAUGGGGCAAAGAAACAACCAAGGCCCCGUCAUCUUGGGAAGCUCCGAUGCUGCCAAGUACCUUGAGAGUGGAAGACCAUUGGACUCCAACGCUGACCCGGCCGCUCUCAAAAACAUUUGGUACAGCCCAGAUCAAGCUUGGCAGGACAUCGAUACCGUUCUUCCCACCAACGGAGGUGCCUGGGAGGAUCAGAGCGACCCAUCAGUCGGCUACGCCUUCAAGGGACGAGGGUCUGUGACCGCUUCCAACGGAUGGACUGGCUACUACGACACCACUUUGCAUGAUGGGGAGGAUACCGAGAUUCUGCCCGACGAGACUGUCAAUGAUGCCAUGGGCUGGGAUCCUGCUCUUGCUGGAACCAAUGUCUUCUGGGGCAACCGUGGAGGAAAGAACGCUGCUGACCCUGCUGCUUGGCACAACGGAGAGCCCCUUAGCAUCGCCGAUUUCUCGGACUCCGACUAUGUCCCUUACGGGUUUGUUCUACAGUCGUAUGAGAAAGUGGUAUGA